AUCUCUGCUCUGUACUUUUCACUUGCGUUCCAAAAUCCUACCCUUUACUGCUCUUUCUCUCUCCUCUGUUCUACUCCUUCUUCCCCUUGUUCUCUUUCAAUCCCCCCAACAGAUCUCUCCCUUUCUCUCUUUGUCAAGUUUCAGAUCAGUCCAAAGCAGAUGGCAAUCCAGGAAGCAAGUCCUGCCUCUCCACCCAGUGCCCAAGUUGUUGGCAUUGCCUUCGUGGAACAGUAUUACCAUAUUCUUCACCAUUCUCCAGAAUUGGUGCAUAGAUUUUAUCUAGAUUCAAGUUCUGUUAGCCGGCCAGACAAGAAUGGUGUUAUGACGGCAGUGACCUCCUUGCAGGCAAUAAAUGAAAAGAUUCUUUCUUUGAAUUAUGAAGAUUAUACUGCAGAAAUAAAAAGUGCAGAUGCUCAGGAGUCUUAUAAGAAGGGAGUGAUUGUUCUGGUAACUGGAUGCUUGACAGGAAAGGACAACGUGAGAAAGAAAUUCACGCAAACAUUCUUUCUUGCUCCGCAAGACAAAGGCUACUAUGUCUUAAAUGAUGUUUUUAGGUUUGUCGAGGAGUGUGAAACAUUGCCCAUCAACUCUGUCCCAGUUAAUGGCAUGAAUGAAAGUGCUCAAGAAGAUUCUUUAACUGUAGAACCAGAACCUACUCAAGCCCAUGCCCCUGAGCACCUGGUUGUGGAUGCUGAGGCACCCUAUGAGGAAGAUCUUGAUAAUGGUGCAGAAGUUUGUGAUCCUUCGGAUGAUGAGGAAGGAUCUGUAAUUGCGGAAGAAGUUGUUGAACCCCCUACAUAUUCCAGUGAAAACAAAAGCCUUGCAGUCGAUUCAGCUUCUAAAGCCCAGGAGGAUGUUCCAAAGAAAUCAUAUGCAUCAAUUUUGAAGGUAGCGAAAGGUAAUACCACAUUAAAUUCUGUCUAUGUUCCUGCCCGAACUGUGAGGACAAUGCCUGCAAACUCCGAUCAACAAUCCCUUGGUUCUGCAAAACCUUCUCCUGCACAAGAGCCAUCAGUUCCUAGCGGUAGCAAUGCUCCUGAAAGUGACAAUGCAAAUGAGGAAGCUGAAGGUCACUCCAUAUAUGUUCGGAAUUUGCCAUAUGACGCAACAGUUGAACAACUAGAGGAAGAGUUUAAGAAAUUUGGGCCUAUUAAGCGAGAUGGCAUCCAAGUUAGAAGUAGUAAGCAGGGAUUCUGUUUUGGCUUUGUUGAAUUUCAAAGUUUAAGUUCCAUGCAAAGUGCGCUUGAGGCCUCACCAAUUAUGAUCGGUGAUCGUCAAGCAGUUGUCGAGGAAAAGAGAACCACCACAAGAGUUAGUGGCAGUGGGAGAGGGAGGUAUUCUUCUGGUAGAUCUGGGUUCCGGAGUGACAGUUUCAGGGGUGGUCGUGGGAACUUCAGCAGUAACCGCAGUUUUGGAAGGAAUGAAUUCAGAAACCAGGGUGAAUUUUCAGGGCGAUCUAGAGGUUCGGGAGGACGCAGUGGAGAGGGUUAUCAGCGGGUUACUCAAAAUGGAAGGGGAGGACGCCAAGGGGGUGGCAGUGGCAGUGGCGGUGGCGGUGGAAACCGCAAUUCUGUUCCUGCCUGAGUGUUAGUGAAGCAAGGCGGUGGAUAGACAAUUUUUUUGAGAGCAGAAAUGAGGGUUUUUUUUUUUUUUUUUUUUUUUUUUUUUUUUUUUUUUUUUCCUCGUUUACCCCCUUUCCUAGUUGAUAAAUGUGAGGCAUUAUGAUUAAGGUUUUUGUUUUUUCUAUAAUUGCAACUAAUGAGGAUGAGAAAAUUAUGUCUGUUUUUUUUUUUUUUUGUUUCUCAUUUAUAUUUGAUCCACUUUUGGCUUGUCAUGGAGAAGAAAAAGCAAGCAACAUUGCAAUGUAUUAUUCCACAAAAUAUUAUGUUUACACAAUCCAAUAUUACCUGAUUGGAUUUAGAGGGGUUUUUAAUAUUAUUAUUGUUAGUAUUGUAUUAUUUAGUAUA
Molecule: messenger RNA, 1967 nt
Organism: Ziziphus jujuba (common jujube)
Lineage: Eukaryota; Viridiplantae; Streptophyta; Magnoliopsida; Rosales; Rhamnaceae
Product: nuclear transport factor 2
Exons: 9
Coding region: 160-1584 (474 amino acids)
Cellular component (GO): cytosol; ribonucleoprotein complex
Molecular function (GO): mRNA binding
Source: RefSeq, a predicted model, not a curated record